AGAUCAGUAGAACAACUUCCGUUUUAAAACUAUUUACCGGGUAAAAGUUUCAAAAAUGUCCGUAUUAGACGAGAAAAAUAUUUAUAUGGAUAAUGAUUCGUUGGAGAAUGAUAGGAAUAGGAAAUACAAAUUAGAUACAGUCAAAGAAGCGAAAAAAAAAGAAAGAGAAGAGAAAAAAUUAAAAAAACAACAAGACCAACUAAAGAGACAGUAUGAAAGAGAAGUAAGGAAACAGACAAAGCCUGGAGAAUGCCAGAAAUUGCUAACAGCUUUAAUUGAGCCAUCAGUCAUUAAAUUAUCAUACGGUCCUGGAAUUCUUGAUUCUUUGACAAAACAAUCGAUUAAGUACGACAUUCAGGAGCAACCGAUAGCAGGCUUAAUUACAUUCGUACGUCAAAUAUCGAGUCUAAAACAAAUAGAUGGGAAAUUGGAUACAGAUCUAAGCGAACAGUUGGAAAAAAAUGCACUAUACUUAAUGAGUCUAGAAGAAUUUUUAAAUUGCGUUAGUGCCAAUAAUAAACCCAUAGAAGGCUCCCCACAAUGUAAUUUAAGUCGCAGAAUAUUGUAUCUAAACGAAAUAACUCGUCAUCGACAGCUAACAGUAUUUGUAAAAGGCUUAGACGAUCAUUACAGAGAUCAACGUCGAAAAGAAAACAAAGCUUAUAAAGCCAAGUGUCAAGGAAAUCGAAAAAAUGAGUAUAAUUCAACAUUUCAAGUAACCAAAAACGAAAUCGAUCAAGCUUUAAUCGAAAUUCAAAUAAAAUUUAACGUUAUAUUUCGGUUUUUCGAAAAAGACGCCGAUAUUGCAACAGCAAUAGCUCAUUAUGCAAAAGCCAUCGCUGAGUACCCUUUUAAAAAGCAACGGAUGGAGUCUAACUUUUCAUUUCAUGCAGAGAGUAGCGGAAGCUUACGCGUAGCCGAUGACGGCUCUGGAGUUUCUCACAUUUGGAAGAAUCAAUUGCAACAGUUUAAAAACGUCAGUACGGACGUAGCCAACGCCAUAGUCUCACACUAUCCAACGCCAUCCAAUCUACUACAGGCAUAUGAACGCGUACCUAUUACUGAGGCGCAGCAUUUAUUGCAAAAUAUCGAAGUGAGAAGGGGAGCUGGCUUAGUAUCUACGAGUCGAAAAGUUGGAAAGGAGCUAUCUAAAAAACUGCAUACGUUUAUAACAUCUCAAUCGGAUAAUAUUAUAGUCCAAUAG
Dimorphilus gyrociliatus is the source of this 1204-nucleotide messenger RNA. The record is from the annotation of a GenBank genome assembly. NCBI's taxonomy places the organism in Eukaryota, Metazoa, Annelida, Polychaeta, Dinophilidae.